UUCACUGAAUUUGGCACGCGAGGGUAGGUUUGGUGAUGCUAUGAAAGUGUUGGGCUCUUGUGGUUGUGCUUCUCGUGAUGACCCAAUGGUGCUAGAUGAACUUAAAUCACGUCACCCAGAACAUGCUUUACCUGAAUGGUCCGAUGAUAUUCCACCUCCAUUAGUUGUGGAUUCUCUUGCAGUUUUAUCAGCCUUAGAAAGUUUUCCCAGAGGUUCCAGUCCUGGUUUUUCUCAGCUUCGGGCUCAACAUCUUUUAGAUAUUAUGAAAGGAGCAUAUGUCCCAGAUGCUCAGUUGUGCCUUGCAAAUCUUUCAAGAUUCAUGACAAAGCUUUUGGCGGGUAAGUGUGAUCCAAGAAUCGCACCUUGGUUGUCUGGAGCACCACUGACUGCCCUCUUAAAGAAAUCAGGAGGUUUUCGGCCAAUUGCAGUUGGAGAAGUACUCCGGCGCCUGGCAAGUAAACUCUGUUGUGCUUCUGUGAAAGACCGCCUUCCAGACGUCUUUUUGCCAACUGGCCAAGUAGGAGUGGGUAUUAGAAGUGGUAUGGAAUCAGCUAUUCACACCACACAAUCGUUUCUUGAUGCUAACUGGGAUAAAGAAGACUUCUGUUGCUUGAAAAUUGACAUGACUAAUGCUUUUAAUGAGUGCUCCAGACCAGCCUUUCUUUCACGUUUGCGGAGAGAAUUUCCAGAAUUAUUUGCAUGGGCUCAGUGGUCCUACCACGUACCUAGUGAGAUGCGUUACGGUAGGCAUCAAAUCUUAUCUACAGCUGGUGUCCAACAGGGAGAUCCCUUGAGCCCUCUUCUGUUCUCACUUGUGAUUCUGGAAUUAUUGGAUUCUAUUGGCGCUAUUUCGAACCUACACCUUCAAAUUUGGUAUUUGGAUGAUGGGACAUUUUUCGGCUCGAGAGAGUCUGUAUCUUCUUUAUUACAAAGUGUUUCGGAAAAGGGUCCCAGUUAUGGCUUACAUGUCAACUUAAAUAAAUGUGAACUAUACUGGCCGUCUGGAGACCAAGCUUUUCCCUUGUUUCCCAGUCAAGUCAGACGUUUGUCAGAAGGGGUUGAGUUGCUAGGAUCACCAGUCCAUGGCUCUGUAGACUUUUUCAGAUCAUCUAUAUCCAAACGUGUUGAUAAAGUCUUGGAGUCUCAAACGCUUCUGAGUAACCUUGAGGAUCCACAAGUUGAAUUGCAUUUGCUACGGAGCUGUCAGAGUAUCUGUAAAAUCAAUCAUUUGUUACGUACUGUGACUCCUGCUUUGUUGACAGACCAAUUACGCCGUUUCGAUGUCGGCUUACGUCGAUCUUUGGAAAUCAUCUGUCGAUCCUCCAUUACAGACACAGCAUGGUUGCAGGCUACACUACCUGUACGACUUGGGGGUCUCGGUUUGAGAGAAGCAGUCAAGUCUGCACCAGCUGCAUACGUGGGGAGUUGUAAUUCCACAAAAUUGUUAGUCCAAGAUUUCCUUAGGAAAGCUUGUAAUUCUCUGGCCUCAACAAACGUACACGUUCCGACUUCACUGCUAUUGGAAGAAUCUGAAAGUUAUCUUCAGAGUUGUUCCUUUCUGAAAAACGAACACACUUGA
Messenger RNA from Corticium candelabrum, 1579 nucleotides. RefSeq lists its product as uncharacterized. Lineage: Eukaryota; Metazoa; Porifera; Homoscleromorpha; Homosclerophorida; Plakinidae. The transcript is spliced from 2 exons. The record is from RefSeq and is a predicted model, not a curated record. Bases 41 to 1579 code for a protein of 512 amino acids.